CAAUCAUUAUCAACGUGAAUUCAAAAUUUAUACUCUUAUGAAAUGGAUUCUCCGUGUUCAUCGUCGUGAUCCUGAAAGAAUUGUGCCUCUCGUUAUGGUUGAUGCAGGAUCAAACCAUGGUCUCUUUUCACUUGUUGCUGGCGCUAGUGGAGCUCAUACUAUUGCCUUUGAGCCCCAAACUCAUUUGAGAAACUUAACCAGCUUUCACAACGUCUUCGUGUGUUGCCUUUUGCUGUAUUGGAUAGCUUCAAGAAGCUCGCUAUGGAAAAGGUUGAGAUCAAUGAUGGUGGUAUUGGUGGACUUUCAUACGAUAACCCAAAUGCUUUAAUUACCACCCAAACUAUCCGACUUGAUACUUUACCCGCUUAUGAUCGCCUUUUCCCAGAGACCAAGGCGACCGAGAAAGCACUCAAAAUCUCCACCAGCCGUAAGAACGAUAAAACUAUUCUUGAACCUGAGGAUAUGGGCAUUGAAUAUGCUGAUGCUAUCGAAAAGGCUGUUGGUACUGAAAAUACCGAAUUAAAAGAGUCCCUUUUGUUCCGUCAACCCAUCCACUUCUUGAAGAUUGACGUUGAAGGUUUCGAAGUCCCUGCUUUAAGAUCCGCUGCAAAAUUGUUCGAGAACCAGCUUGUUGAAAACACAAUUCUUGAAUUUGGUCCCCCAAGCCGUUGGGAUGUUACUGUCGAAGGUGCCUCCAAGAUGAAACAAAAGGAUAUUCUUGCCAAAACAAUGAAGGAUGCAAAGGAUAUUUUACAUCGUGCUAUCGAUGAAUGGAAAUUGGAUAUCAACCUUUUACCUGCAGAGGGUUGGGAUAAGACCGUUCGUUGGAUGUUGGAACAUGGUGUUGAUGAGAGUGAAGGCAACCCUUCAAGAAACAAGGUUGUCCGUAAAGUAAACGCAUGGAAAUUCGAUAACUUGCCUGAGGAUAAUGACGAGUUUGAAAAGGAACUCAAGUCUCAAAAUAACCUCGUCACUGAAUUUAUUAGACUUCCUUCAGAAUUAGUUGAUGCUUAUUUGGAUGAUUCCCAAUCCAUUGGAGAAAUGUAUCUCUGGUUCACCAAACAAAAUACCAAAAGUCCUGUAUUACAGAAAGUUACUUAAAUAUAGAUAAAUAAACAAGUUUUUUCAAAAAAGAAA
Mucor mucedo is the source of this 1137-nucleotide messenger RNA. RefSeq lists its product as uncharacterized. The record is from RefSeq and is a predicted model, not a curated record. The coding region runs from base 262 to 1101 and encodes 279 amino acids. NCBI's taxonomy places the organism in Eukaryota, Fungi, Mucoromycota, Mucoromycetes, Mucorales, Mucoraceae. The transcript has 3 exons.